Molecule: messenger RNA, 762 nt
Organism: Auxenochlorella protothecoides
Lineage: Eukaryota; Viridiplantae; Chlorophyta; Trebouxiophyceae; Chlorellales; Chlorellaceae
Exons: 4
Coding region: 1-762 (253 amino acids)
Cellular component (GO): oligosaccharyltransferase complex
Source: RefSeq, a predicted model, not a curated record
AUGAAGCUCGGCCAGGUAGCCAGGGAAUACGGCCUGGUGGCCUCCACCCUCCGCAAGGCAACACCUGGCAAGGUUUUCCUGACGCGGGCAGAGUUUACCAGCGAGAAGGAGCUGUUUGGAAAGCUGGGCAUCGUGUCGCUACCACACCUCGCCCUCAUACCCCCCAGCCUGCCAGUGGGCGCUGCGCAGGCCGUCGGCCUCACCAAGGACCAUGCCAUGCCCCUCAACGACUACCCCUGGUCGGCCGAGACCAUCGCGGGGUGGGUGAUGGAGACGGCAGGCCUGCCUGCCGUCGAGAUCAAUCGGCCCUCGCUGCUCAAGUCCAGGUUUGCACCGGUCUUUAUGCUCCUCUUCAUGGCGAGCGCCGCAGUGCUGGGGUACCGCCUGUACCAUGCCCCCUUCCUGCGCCACACCUGGAUCUACAUGGCGGGAAGCCUCGUGAUCUACUGGUUCUCCGUCUCGGGCGGCAUGUACAUCAUCAUCCGGGGCAUGCCCUUCGUGCAGUUCGACCAGCGGACGCGCAGCUCCAACCUUUUCCUGCCCGGCCAGGGCCAGCUGGGCGCGGAGGGGUACAUCAUGGGCACCCAGUACCUGCUCUUCGGCCUGGCGGUGGCCGCGGGCACGCACCUGCUGCCGCGCGUGCGGGACAGCGCCGCGCGGCGCCGGCUGGGCUACGCCCUCAUCGCCGGCGGCGCGCUGCUCAUGCGCAGCAUCAUGGGGACGCACCACUGGAAGACGGGCAUGACCACGCACUGGUACUGA